AUGUCCUUAGAAUCUGCUCUGGGUGAAUUUAACAAUGAGGUCUCCGACAAUCCUGCAUGUGGGGUAUGCGGACAGAGUUUCUCUGAUGCCGCUCAGGGUAGACGUACCAAUUGUGGACAUUGCUUUCACAAGUCGUGCUUAGAAAAGUGCCUAAAGUUGAGACCAUACUGUCCAACGUGCAACACACGCCUAUUUAGUGAACCACCCCCAACACCCUCAGGUGCGAAAACUAGAUCUCAAUCUAAGCAAUCAGCUAGUGCUCAGCAUGCGCCUAAAGCUUCAGGUAGCACUGCGAUAUCCCAAAGUGGAUCUAGUGGUGCUGUCGGUGGAUCUAGUGGUGCUGUCGGUGGAUCUAGUGGUGCCUGUGGUGGUAGUGAUCAUGCUAGUGUAGAUCCCGACAGUCUUACAGAGAUGAUAAUGAGUAGAGUUGCAGCUCAGCAAAUGCAAUUGUUUUCUGCCUUUAGUAGUCAAGUGGCCAAGCUUGUGCAAACGAACAUUGAAGCUGCUCGCACUUAG
Musca domestica (house fly) is the source of this 516-nucleotide messenger RNA. RefSeq lists its product as uncharacterized. The transcript is spliced from 2 exons. Gene Ontology annotation, molecular function: ubiquitin protein ligase activity. Bases 1 to 516 code for a protein of 171 amino acids. NCBI's taxonomy places the organism in Eukaryota, Metazoa, Arthropoda, Insecta, Diptera, Muscidae. The record is from RefSeq and is a predicted model, not a curated record. Gene Ontology annotation, biological process: protein ubiquitination.